This is a messenger RNA of Cryphonectria parasitica EP155, 543 nucleotides long. RefSeq lists its product as uncharacterized. Bases 1 to 543 code for a protein of 180 amino acids. Lineage: Eukaryota; Fungi; Ascomycota; Sordariomycetes; Diaporthales; Cryphonectriaceae. The transcript is spliced from 3 exons. The record is from RefSeq and is a predicted model, not a curated record.
AUGGCAGUCGUCCUGCUCCGUGUUGCUCCGGCAACUUUUGGCCUGUCGCUUGCACACCAUGCACUUCUUGACAACGAACGCAAGCCCGGAGCACAAAGAGGCUUCCGCUCCUAUCUUCGAUCUCAACAAGCCAGCGAUGCUGGCGCGGAGCUAGCCCACGACAGCUCUUGCAUCGCUGGAGGGGACCUGGAUUUCGCGAUCGAAUGUCAAGAGGCGUUCAAUCUUUCGAUCGAAGCGGCAGACGACACUUUCUUGGAUCUCAUUGAGACCGUGAUCAAGCAGGUUAAAGACGACUGGUGGGAUCAUGAGACUGGUGGCACGCUACUGGAUCUUGUCACCUGUUCCAGGAACACAUCCCGGGCUAUUGAGAUCGAGGAUAUGCUCGUGGCGCGCCAAGGGUUGAGUGCUGUCGAUUCGCAAGUCUUCGUGCCAAGCGGCGACACUAUCGGUUGUCGGGAUACCACUGAGUCUGUCUGGAACGAGGACCCCUUCAGCGCCGUUUCUGACGCCAUGAUCUCUUCGACGAGUGGCAGUGUGUCCUAA